Molecule: messenger RNA, 2638 nt
Organism: Klebsormidium nitens
Lineage: Eukaryota; Viridiplantae; Streptophyta; Klebsormidiophyceae; Klebsormidiales; Klebsormidiaceae
Source: the annotation of a GenBank genome assembly
UGGUCACGCCAAGUCAAGACUGUGACAGGCGAAAAGGGCGGAGAGCAGAGAGAAGAAUUUGUCGCCAUGGUCCUGAAAUGGACACCGGCACACCUUUGUAGGGAAGGAGUAGGCGUUGGGCCCGGAGGCAACCAGAGGAUAUUGCUUGUCUGCCAGUGUUGGCUGGUUUAGCCUUUAGGUAAUUCUUGCUGCUGUGCAAGGGGGAAUGAGACACGCUUGUUUGAGGGACUUGCACGGCGCUAAAAGUUCAGAAGCUGCCCAGGAAGCGCAAGCAUUUACCAGAGAAACGGGCAGGUGCACAAGUUUCAUGAUCCUGCACUAUUGCGGGUCAGCAUAGCCCAUUCUGGGACUGGUGCUGGUCUGUCCCUUCGCGGCCACAGGGUAGAGUUAAACCACCCAAGCACGACUUCGAGCAGUCAUCCCAAUUCCCAAGCUCUUUCUGAAGAAGGCCUUUGUUUUGCAUGUCUUGUCCUUUAGGUUGCACUUUCCUGUCUGACAGACUCCUAGAUUGGACCUUUGCGUUGGUCGAAACCCUAUGAAUGUACCAGUUUAGCUCGGUUGCAGACCCCGACUCCCAGAUUCCUGCGGCAGGGACUGGGAUUGCUCGCAGUCAAGCGGCAUGCUCCAAAGCGUCAAGAAAAAGCUGAAGGGUGGCCGCGCCAAGGCAGACCCUUCCAAGGAUGGUCUCCCGGUAGAUGUAGCUCCUAGUACAGUUGUAGUAGGUGCGAAUAAGGGCAGUGCGCCAACCAUGGGAGCUGGAACAGGGAGAGGCAGUGUUGCGGCCACAGGUUCAGGCCGAAGUAUUGCCAGCCCCUCCGGCUCGGGGGGCCCCAUCGUGCGGCAGUCGUCGGUAGUGGGGGCGAUCCUGCAGCAGCACAAGGCUGGCAGCAGCUCGUUCUCAGGCAACACUUCCAAUGCUUCUGCUGCCACCAUCGCUGCCGCAUUCGCGGAGCCCCUCCCGGCCUUCCGGGACGUCCCCAGCUCGGAGCGCCAGGAGCUCUUUGCCAAAAAACUCCGCCUUUGCUGCUACACGUUCGACUUUUCGGAUCCGACCAAGAACGUCCGCGAGAAGGAGAUGAAGCGGCUGACGCUGCUGGAGCUGGUGGACUAUGUCAACUCGGGGACGGGCAAGUUUAAUGAGGCCGUCUUUGAGGACAUCACUCAGAUGCUGGUUGCAAACCUGUUCCGCACGCUCCCCCCGUCCAGCCACGAGAACAGCGCGAAUGUUGACAAUUUUGACCCGGAGGAGGAGGAGCCGUCGAUGGAGCCCGCGUGGCCACACCUCCAAAUUGUGUACGAGUUUCUGCUGCGCUACGUGGUGUCCGGCGAGACGGACGCCAAGGUGGCCAAGCGCUACAUCGACCACGCGUUUGUGCUGCGGCUGUUGGACCUCUUCGACUCGGAGGACCCCCGCGAGCGUGACUACCUCAAGACCAUUCUCCACCGCAUCUAUGGCAAGUUCAUGGUCCACCGGCCGUUCAUCCGCAAGGCGAUCAACAACAUCUUCUACCGGUUCAUCUUCGAGACGGAGCGGCACAACGGGAUCGCGGAGCUGCUGGAGAUCCUGGGCAGCAUCAUCAACGGGUUUGCGCUGCCGCUCAAGGAGGAGCACAAGCAGUUCCUCACGCGCGCGCUGCUGCCGCUGCACAAGCCCAAGUGCAUGUCCAUGUACCAGCAGCAGCUGUCGUACUGCAUCACCCAGUUCGUGGAGAAGGACCCGAAGCUGGCGGACGUGGUAAUAAAGGGCCUGCUCAAGUACUGGCCCAUCACGAGCAGCCAGAAGGAGGUCCUCUUCCUGAGCGAGCUGGAGGAGAUCCUGGAGCUCACGCAGGCAGCAGAGUUCGCCAAGAUCAUGGUCCCCCUCUUCCGCCAGCUCGCGCGCUGCCUAAAUAGCUCGCACUUCCAGGUUGCGGAGCGAGCGCUGUUUUUGUGGAACAACGACUACAUCGUGAGCCUGGUGGGCCAGAACCGGCAGGUCAUCCUGCCGCUCAUCUUCGGGGCGCUCGAGCGCAACGCGCGCAACCACUGGAACGCGGCCGUGCACGGGCUCACGGUGAACGUGCGGAAACUGUUCAUGGAGAUGGACCAGCCGCUGUACGACGAGUGCCAACGGGCGUUUGCGGAGCAGGAGGGGCGGGCCAAAGCGCAGGAGGACGCCCGGAUAGAGACGUGGCGGCGGCUCGAGGAGGCCGCGAGUAGUCAUAGCGCAAACGGGCCGACCCUCGGCGGCUCGCAAACGGAAGGGUCGCGGGGCGCCACGGGGCCAAAUAAGCUAGGGCAGGGUGGGUAGCGCAUGGAGAGAGCGAGGAGCGACGGCUGUUUUUCGGCAGCCGGCAUAGGCAUUAUUGGCCAGGUGGAGCCUCGGGCGCGUGUUUCGGCCUCGACCUGCAUCGUCGGUUUUCCCCACUGAUCAUGAGACUGCCCCGCCCGGCCGCCGGCCGCGCCUGGCUGGCGGCUGACUUGUACAGACACACUAGGGACGCUCUCUAUUGUCGUAAUUGGGAUCGGUCGGCUGUGGCAAUGACUUGCGGCAAAUAUCUCCUGCCGCCUCCAUGUCAUUAUUGUGUUGGUGGGUAGGUGAGUCCCUCAUGCGAUUGCUCAAACCUGUUCAGGGUCACCCUCUUGCAUGGUAAAUUUU